UCAAUUCACAAAGAUAAACGUUAUCGCUUUCACCUAGUAGAUAAAUUACCGCCCCUUAUCUAACGCUAGUAACCAUGGUAUUCACGAAAGCUUCAAUCGUUAUUUAAUGUAGUCGUUAUGGUUGUCAACUGACUCGUUAUCCAAUCGUUAUGGUUACGUUUCUAACGUAAAUCUCAUUUAGAAGAACGGUAUUCUAACGAAUCAAUCGUUAAUUUAAUGUCCCAAAGCGUAAUAAUAACGUCUACGCUCGUUAAUUAACGCCGGAGAGAUGCAUUCUGGGAGCAGAAGAGGAGGAGAAUAGUUCAUCCUAACCACGUGUUUCCUCUGUAAUUGCGUCCUUUGACCCGGAUCUGGAAAAGUAAAUAAAAGAAAACACACCUGGAGCUCGAGCGCGUGGUGUGGGUGGAAAAAACAGCAGCAGCAGCAGCAGAAAACAUGAGGCCGAGUCUAAGAUCGCUGUUUGAGCAAAUUGUUAAUUCGCCCAUCGAACAGUCAGAAGAACAUUCAAGCUCCAAUGAGGAAAAUGACAAUAAUGGAUCUGUCAAGUCAGUGGGUCAUGUACCCGGAAAUCUAGCUGCUAUGGUGCGCACCCAAAAAAAAAAUAUGACGGUAGAUACUAAAGAUAAAUCACAGACAUCAUCGAAGCCUAAGAAACCUGAUUCCAAGGCACAGACCACUCCUCCUGGGAAUAUUAACUCACUUAAAAAACGAAAUAAAAGAAAAAAUUCAGAAAAGGAACGCAAAAAGGAGACACCGUCACCCAAGGAUGUGGGUCCAUCCAAAUUUACGGAAACAUUUGGGGAAUGUAUUAAGAUCAAAACUGCGUAUGAUACCGCACAAAAAUCAACAUCAGAAUCACAACAAAGACACAAAUCAACAAAAUCGACGCAAGAAGAUUACAAGCAAUCCAAAACAUACCCAAAAGCUAAGCACCAAAAGCAGCAGCCUGAGUUUGGUAAGAGCAAUUUCCACCAUCAAGACAAAUCUGAAUGUAGAGUUAGUAAAGCAAGCAAGUCCCAUCCAGAACCUAGACCACCCAUGGAAUCAUCUCAGCAAUCACUAUUCUCUACUGAAGUGCCAAAAAAGAUCUCCAAGCCAGCAAGGUCAGAUGUCAUCAUGUCAUCUAAUCCUGCCUCGCCAGUGUUAAUAGACGGAGAUGAAUUUUCGACAGAGAGUGAAUCUGAGAAUCCAGCAGUUCGUCCAGGCAAAAAAAUCCUUAAGGAAAAAAAGCGAAUCCGAAAUCGAAAAUUCACAUUCCAUGAAAACCUAGUCUUAAUUGAGAACCUUGUUCCACAUUUUCACAAGCUCCUUGGAAACAGAGCAGCUGCUACGGAGUCAGCAUGGAAAAACACAAUCUGGAAGCAAAUUGCAGAUGCAGUUACGAGUGUGGGUGUCUCUCCACGAUCAGCAGAUAACGUACGUAAGCGGUACCAGGACAUUCGGCUUCUACUAAGGCGCAAGAUUUCGGAUGAAAACAAGAGCAGGUAAUAACAGAGCUCAAAACUUCAACUCGUCCCCUUGCAAUUGAUGAAUGAAAAUUGUGUGUGGGUGAGUGGAAAUACAGGGUGUGAUCUUUAACCACUGUCCGUUUCCUCCACCCGCUUCUUGGAUAGUCACGGUAGGGGUUAGGUGGGGUGACUGGUGGGGUGACUGGUGACUGGUGGCGAGUUAGACACUCUUACCACCAGUAUGAAGAGUUACUGCGUCCAUACAUAGAUCUAGAUUCCAUUGUUGGCAUCAAGGCUGGUUUUGAUACCUCGAGGCACCAUGAAGACGGUGAGAAAUCCAAACAUUUAACAUGUUCUCAUAUACUUCCAUCUUGUAUCUUCAAGAUAACCAACUGGUGCACAAUUGUGUGUGUUUAAAUGUUUUUAAAAUGGUUUAAAUCUUUCUCAAAGUAAUUUUUUUUAAUAAAAAAUGUUGAUCGCCAGUAGCUAUCCGGUUAACCAUUUUGUUUUAAAUUUAUUUGGAAGAGGGUGCUGACAAAAGGCAGUUAGUGUCAGAAGCAGAAAUUGAAAGUGACCACUCUUUGAAUGCACAGCCGUCUGUCUACUUCCAGGUGGAGGAUGAUCCACCAAGCAACCCUGAGGAAUCAAUCACCCUUUUCCUAGAAGAAUCUAGUCAUGAAAAUGCUAGUAAUGUAAAUGCUUCUGAAGUAAUGCCAAACCCAACUGUGACCAACCAUAUAACUUUAGAUACACCCAUCCUGGGUACUCCUGAUGUGGUUGCUACUGAACCCCCAGAGUUAAGCAGACCUAGAGACAGGAGAACAAUUUGUAGGACACGAAACAUGGAUAGGGAACAGUACCAUUUUGAUAGAGAACAGAGUGAUAGAUUUCAUAGUGAACAACAAAAUUUUAGAGAACAGCUCAUGCAGAGCCUAAAUAGUAACAUAUGCAAAUCUAAUAUUCUCCUAGAGCAACAUAAUGCAGCUCAACACACCUAUCGCCAGCAGAAGCUCUCCUUUAUGGCCAAACUAACUGAACUCUUAGAAGCACAUCUGCCAUCUCCUGGUGAGCAAUCUCAUAAUGCUCGGAAUCUAACCAGCAGCAACCACAGCAGUUUUGUUUGUGAAAGUAUUAUCGAAAAUGAUGCUAUUGAUAAUUUUACUAUUCAGGAUAUUUAAAUGUUAUAAGAAGUACAAUUUUUUUUUUUUAAUACAUUUCACAUAAUUCACAACUGAGUUUGAAUUUAAAGAGCUUGCAAACAUUUGUUCUUUAAAUUUUUACUCAGCACGCAACAUUGUUAAGUCAUAUAUUGCCCAAAGUUGACUGCUAUAUAGAUGCUUUUUCCAGUUAAAUAUCUCAUUUGACCAUGUCGUUGCAGAUCUGUACCAAAUAUGUGUAAUCAACAUGACGUUUGUAUUUGAGUUUUAGAUGUUUCAAUGGCCAUCAUUGAUCAAGCUGGUUGGAUGACCAAUGAAACGUCUUUAGACAGUUAUGUAGCUUUGAUUUUAUUUUCAAUAGAUAUACAAUUAAUGUUAUAUGGGAUUUUUUCUAUGACAUUAUUGCCUCUGAAAACAUUUCAAAAAAGGUUGAGAAUUAUGUGAAAUCUAUUUUAAUCUAUCAAGCAUGUUCUAGUAUUCAUUACUGUUAUCAUUACGGUUUUCAUAAUUGUUUGUAUAUACACGUUGAAAUGCAAGUGCAACAAUAUUGUCAAAUAUUUGUUUUAACAUGUAUAUUUUUUGUUCAAAAGCAGAACCAUUUUUUUGUUGUAAGGCAAAAAAGUGGUAGGAUUGUUGAAAAGUAGAAGUGAACUAUCAAUAAUACUAGAGUUGAAGUUACAGAGUAGAGAUAUAAUUCAUCAGCACUACAUAAAAUCAUCAAUCAUAUUCGUUUAAUAGGAGAAUACAUCACAUAACAUCACGUCUACGCAUUUGAAACAGACACCCUUUGUCACAGCAGAAAAUGUGACAGGUUUGUCAUGCUUUUCUUCCGUCAGGAAGGCACACUAUUGGAUCUAAAUUUUUUUUUUUAUAUUUUAUCCACGUGGAUGUAAAUUAUUGAUAUUUUCACUCAAGUGCUUGGAUUUGUAUCUGUACUCUGUGACUAAAAUGCGCCAUCCAUUGUUGUUGUCACAGCAAGGACCAUGUUUCUCUGUGUGGUUUUCAAAAGUAAUGUGUAUUUUCUCCUAUGAAGAAUAAAGCAAAGUAGCUGAUAAUUGCAA
This is a messenger RNA of Rana temporaria (common frog), 3666 nucleotides long. Its product is annotated as U2 snRNP-associated SURP motif-containing protein-like. The record is from RefSeq and is a predicted model, not a curated record. Gene Ontology annotation, cellular component: nucleus. Gene Ontology annotation, molecular function: DNA-binding transcription factor activity, RNA polymerase II-specific; RNA polymerase II cis-regulatory region sequence-specific DNA binding. Gene Ontology annotation, biological process: regulation of transcription by RNA polymerase II. The coding region runs from base 436 to 1488 and encodes 350 amino acids. Lineage: Eukaryota; Metazoa; Chordata; Amphibia; Anura; Ranidae. The transcript is spliced from 6 exons.